Molecule: messenger RNA, 1819 nt
Organism: Carassius gibelio (silver crucian carp)
Lineage: Eukaryota; Metazoa; Chordata; Actinopteri; Cypriniformes; Cyprinidae
Product: ER membrane protein complex subunit 7
Exons: 5
Coding region: 134-847 (237 amino acids)
Cellular component (GO): EMC complex
Molecular function (GO): carbohydrate binding
Source: RefSeq, a predicted model, not a curated record
AUGUUCUUCCGGUCUUUGCGAACUGAGUUCCGUUUACCGUUCACUUCCUUCAGUCCUAUUCCCGUGGCCCGGUUCGACGCGGAGUGAAAUAUUGUUCAUUUUAAACGUUAUAUAUAUCGUGUGCCUAAACGCGAUGCAACAAAUGAAACGUCUUUUAGAUGUGUAUGUGGCGCUGCAGGCUCUGUUUGCGUUGUCAUGUUGUUUUUCCGACGCAGAGCCGGGGCCUGUAGCAGGUUCUCAGUCAAACGGAGACCGCUUCAGAAUCGAAGGACGAGCGAUUGUUCCCGGAGUCAAAACACAAGACUGGAUCUCCACAGCCCGAAUCCUGGUGGAAGGAGAGGAAUAUGUUGGUUUUCUCAAGACUGAUGGGAGCUUUGCUGUCAACGAUGUGCCUUCUGGCUCAUAUGUGGUUGAAAUCGUAUCACCAUCUUUCAGAUUUGAUCCUGUUCGUGUGGAUAUUACCUCCAAAGGGAAAAUGAGGGCACGCUUGGUGAAUUACAUCAAAACCUCUGAAGUUAUCAGACAGCCGUACCCUCUUCAGAUCAGAUCCAGUGGUCCACACACGUACUUCAUGAAGCGAGAAACCUGGGGCUGGACUGAUUUUCUGAUGAACCCAAUGGUCAUGAUGAUGGUUCUUCCCUUAUUGAUCAUCGUCCUGCUCCCAAAGGUGGUAAAUACGAAUGAUCCUGAGAUGAGAAAGGAAAUGGAGCAAUCUAUGAACAUGUUGAACCCUAACCCAGAAUUGCCAGAUGUUUCUGAAUUCAUGACUAAAUUGUUCUCCAAGGGCUCCAGUAAGUCUAGCGGAGGCAACAAAGGCACCAGAAGUAUUGCUCCGAAGAGGAGGUAGUGCCGUGAAUUUUGUCGAUUUUCUUUAACACUGUUUUACUGGGUUUCCUCUUUUAUAUAUAUAUGAACAGUUUCUUUUUCAACUGAAAUGCUUGACAAAGCAAGACUGGGUUUGCACUGUACUACUUUUCCAUGCUUAAUUGUCUUCUUUGGAUGCAUUGUUAAUAAUCAGAUAAUUUUAGUCAUUGUGAUGAUACUCUGAAAACUAUAUAUAAAAUGUAUUAAUGGAUAAAACCAAUACAGAUCAAGCAAGGCAUGAAUGUCUUUUUUGUUUUAGAGCACAAUUAGGAUGUUUUAACUUUAAAAGUAGAAUGAGUGAGAAAGUUUGGUCAAGAUUUCUCUUCCAAGAGGAGACGAUUGCAGAGAUAUUCAGUUUUGCUAUAACAUUUCCAUACUGUGUAAUGCAAUUAACAUGAUAAUAGUCUAUGCUUUUACUGCUGCUGCGCUAAAGAUCACACAGAUAUGAUUCCUUCACAGAAUUGAAGUCAAUGCAGUUUCACCUCAGUUAGGACUUGAAUAAAAGUGAGAAUUAAAUCUUCAAAAGUAAAAUUUAGCAUGUUGUUGAUUUGGCUGUUUAGUUCUUUAGGUUGAUGCAAUAGCUGCAUUAAGGCUGAAUAACAACCCAAAUUCAGAUGUAGAAGUUAGUACUUACUGUAUGUAGUUGUUUUGCUCCGUUUGUUUCACGCAUUUUAGGAUAUUUCCGAAACACACAAGUUUAAGGGUGAAGAUAGAUGCAAAAUAUAUAUGAGGGUCCAUCUUUGCUGUGAUUCCAUGUGUAUUUCCAGACCAGUCCAAGGAGGUGAUGUUGACCCCAAUUUUGUUUAAUAACUACUUGAAAUAAAGCUUUUAGGUUAGAACAUUUACUAUAUCUUGUUGGGUUUGUACAAGACUGUGAAUGAAGAUGAGAAAUGCAUAAGAUUUAAGCUAUGAAGUAUAAUAUUUAAACUGAAUGGAAAUAAACUGGUGGAAAAUA